Molossus molossus (Pallas's mastiff bat) is the source of this 1752-nucleotide messenger RNA. RefSeq names its product post-GPI attachment to proteins 2 (gene PGAP2). Lineage: Eukaryota; Metazoa; Chordata; Mammalia; Chiroptera; Molossidae. Gene Ontology annotation, cellular component: endoplasmic reticulum membrane; Golgi membrane. The transcript has 8 exons. The record is from RefSeq and is a predicted model, not a curated record. Gene Ontology annotation, biological process: GPI anchor biosynthetic process. Bases 27 to 962 code for a protein of 311 amino acids.
GGAACGGAGUGGAGAGGUCUGACAAGAUGUACCAGGUCCCACUGCCACUGGACCGGGAUGGGACCCUGGUCCGGCUCCGCCUCACCAUGGUGGCCCUGGUCACAGUCUGCUGUCCACUUGUCGCCUUCCUCUUCUGCAUCCUGUGGUCCCUGCUCUUCCACUUCAAGGAGACUACGGCUACACACUGUGGCACCACUUCCUACAGGAUGUUCUCCGCAGCCUCCCAGCCCUUGGACCCUGAUGGGACCAUCUUCCGGCUUCGCUUCACAGCCAUGCUCUGGUGGCUCAUCACUUUCCCCGUGUUCGGCUUCUUCUUCUGCAUCAUCUGGUCCCUGGUGUUCCACUUUGAGUACACGGUGGCCACUGACUGUGGGGUGCCCAAUUACCUGCCUUCGGUGAGCUCGGCCAUCGGUGGGGAGGUGCCCCAGCGCUACGUGUGGCGCUUCUGCAUCGGCCUGCACUCUGCACCACGCUUCUUGGUGGCCUUCGCCUACUGGAACCACUACCUCAGCUGCACCUCUCCAUGUCCUAGCUACCAACUGCUUUGCCGCCUCAACUUCAGCCUCAACAUCAUCGAGAACCUCGCACUGCUAUUGCUCACCUACGUCUCCUCUUCUGAGGACUUCACCAUCCAUGAAAAUGCUUUCAUUGUGUUCAUCGCAGCAUCCCUCAGUCACAUGCUCCUUACCUGCAUUAUCUGGCGGCUGACCAAGAAGCACACGGAUCAGAAGUCCUACAACUGGAAACAGCGGCUCUUCAUCAUCAACUUCAUCUCCUUCUUCACGGCGCUGGCUGUCUACUUUCGGCACAACAUGUAUUGUGAGGCUGGAGUGUACACCAUCUUUGCCAUCCUGGAGUAUACUGUUGUCUUAACCAACAUGGCAUUCCACAUGACAGCCUGGUGGGACUUCGGGAACAAGGAGCUUCUCAUUACUUCCCAGCCUGAGGAAAAGCGAUUCUAAACCCUUCUCUCCCGCUGAGGAGGGGCCCAUAGCCCAGAAACUAGAAAUGAGAUACCACUCUGGCCUUCCCCACCUCCUGUAUCCUUUCUGGGUUCUACUGAAGCUGGGGAAGAGGAGAAGGAGAAAGGGCACAGGACAUGGCUUUACCUAGCCUUACGGCAUCUCCUUUCCCCCACCCCAAGAGGCACAGAGACCUUCCAGCACCAUCACCCUUACCUGAGAGGCCCCAAGAAGCUGAGUUAGCAGGAGAGCUCCACCAUCUGGUGCUAAAAGUCUUGAGGUUCAUAACCACCAUCCGGUUCUUGGCCUUAACAUAGCCAUCUCAUUGAGGUCAGGGACCACCGAGCAGUGGCUGCCUCCUGAAAACCACAGCCAUUCUCUUGACGUGGUCAUUCAUUUGACUAAUGUGUCUAAUAAUCUAUUCUGCACAUCCAGGUCUACGGCCACAGUACCCUGCUAAGGCUGCCCAGAUGGUCUAUUCCUGACUUCAUCUCUGGUGAUGGGGGAUAGGCAGGCUGCAUGAUGCCCAAGGGCUCUGCCAGUCUGUGCUUCUGUCACCUUGUGGAGGUGGUAGCCUGUGGGCUGACCUGCCCCAGAAAAAGCAUUGGUACAGCAUAUUAUUUCCCUAUCCUUCUGAGGUCUCUGGCUUACAGACUCUUCCUCUUUGGCAAAAGUGGGGUGGUGGUGGGGGAUCAGGCACAGAUUCCUACCCCCAUCACCCUACUACCCCAGGCCCUGAGCUCUUUUGAUUGUACAUUUUGUUUCAAAGGGAAAUAAAUUUUUUUUUUUU